Nematostella vectensis (starlet sea anemone) is the source of this 13487-nucleotide messenger RNA. Its product is annotated as intermembrane lipid transfer protein VPS13B-like. Lineage: Eukaryota; Metazoa; Cnidaria; Anthozoa; Actiniaria; Edwardsiidae. The transcript is spliced from 39 exons. The record is from RefSeq and is a predicted model, not a curated record. Bases 425 to 13144 code for a protein of 4239 amino acids.
UGACUAUUUUGUUACACUGCAGGGUAUUUUGUCUAUAAAAUCACAUAGAGUUUGGGUCCCGAAGAAAACAAGGAGCAGUUAUUGGUCAAUACCUUAACAAAGCUUACUUCGUGAUAUUUUCCAAGCCUUCUCCUCCAUAUGUAGUCCCAUCCGUCAAAAUAUUUGGCCAAAGAUGAAGAAGCUCUUGUUGAAACUCAAAAGAACGACCUCUAAAACCCCGAAGCUCGACGUAAACAUUGACCGAAAAUUUUGCUUCAAAACUUUGGAGCUUUCCCUCCGCGAAGGUUUCAAGAUUUGCAACAUGUACGCCGGAGGAAAAUGCCUGAAGAAUGGAAUUUGAAAGAAGCAUAUUGCUUCAAGUUGCUCAAUCGGACAUUAGACAGUAUCUGGUUUUAUUCCGAGCGAGUUUGGACUGUUUGUUAGUAUGUUAGAGACAUAUAUUACACCGCUCUUGAUGAGCUAUGUUGAUAAAUAUAUAAAGAACCUGAAGCCCUCUGAUCUUAGUUUAUCGAUAUGGGGAGGAGACGUUGUUCUGUACAACCUGGAGCUCAAUCUUGAUGUUAUUGAAAAGGAGCUGCAGUUACCAAUCACCUUCCUUAGUGGCAGGAUCCACAAACUCCAAAUCCAUGUCCCCUGGACCAAACUUGGCUCAGAAGCAGUCAAAAUCACGAUAAACACUCUUGAGUGUGUGGUCCAGCUAAGGGACCCUGCGUAUAAACCUGACCAUCCAGACACCACAACCUCGCUUGCUGCAUUCCGUGCUGAGGCCAAAGAGGCCUGUGAGGAGAAGCAUCUUCAGGAUCGGGGAGAUCCACCACCUCCUGGUUAUGUCCAGAGCUUGGUCAACAGAGUUGCUAACAAUAUCUCCGUAUGUAUCCACAAUGUAAUCUUGAAAUAUGUUGAAGACGACAUUGUACUCUCCCUAAAUAUCAAAUCCGCAGAUGUCUUCAGCGUGAAUGAGAAAUGGGAGAGGGCAUUUGUUGACAUAACUGCUCCGGAUUAUGUCCUGCACAGAGUCUGUAGCAUUUCUGAUCUGACAGUUUGUCUGGAUAAGAAGAACACAAGCGGUACCAUUGAUAUGUACCAAGACCCCCUGCUCUACAGGUGUGGUCUCGCCUGUAGAAUAAAGAUACUCUAUGACCCGCAUUUCAGACCUAAGAAGACAGUCUUCAAUGUUUACUGUGAAAGCUUGGAUGUUACAAUCACAGAUCAACAACUUCCUCUAUCGCUUAGGCUUAUUAAGUUAUGCAUGGCGUUGUACUAUGUAACACUGGACUUGCCUGGAUGUAACUAUAAGUCACACCCUGCUGCUGAGAUGGUCAUGCAAAAGAAAGGGGAUUCCCAAAGAAGAACAAGCAAUGUUAGUUUAAACUCAAAUCCUAAUAAUGAAUCAACUAAUGUUCCCACUGGACCUCAGGAUGACUGGUUAAAUUGGGUGUGGUCUUUUGUUCCUGACACUACUGAGGAUGAAGCCAAAGAAACCAGGUCCAUUCCUCCUUAUGCUUUGGUAUUGUUUGGCUUCUACAUAUCACAAGUGACAUUCACUUUAAAGCUCACUGAAAAAGUCAGUGAGGGAUCAUUCUUUGGAGGCCAAAGGUUCCAGUUCAAGCCAUUUCUCAGCUUUGAGUUAUCUGGUGUCACGGUGGAGGUCAUCAUUAAGGGGGAGGAGUUCUUUGAUGCUCAAGUGGGUGUGACGUCAGUGAUGGGGUGGACACAUGGGGAAUGUGUGUGUAAACUUAGGGAUGAGUUUGCAGUAAGGGCCAACUCUGAUUUGGAAGAAGUUGAUGAAAAGGAGGAACUGAUUCUUACCAUUAAGGGACCUCCAGAUUCAGCCUCAGAGCCUUCUGGCUUUCUCGUCGGCUCCCUUUUCCAUGCUAGUGAUCAGACCUCUCUAGUUCUUCCUGAACUGGUGUUUGACAUGAACAAUUUCAUUGAGCUGAACUCUGAGUCUUACGCCCUCAGAAGAUAUGGGGCCUUCUUCUUUGACUACCUUUACACCAUGGAAAUUGAGCCAGAAAGAGAUAUGAGCAUUAUUGGUGAGGAUGAGGAGGAUGGUGAUAUCGGAAAGAUUAGACUGGUGAAAGAGUUCUCUCACAAGAGAAUUUUAUGUGGGCCCACUCACUUGCAGUGUACAGCUAACUUUGUCCACCGAUUGGAACUUAUUCAUCAACUCUCUGAUGAUGGUACACCUGCUCGCAAAGAGAAGAGUGAGCUGUUUUACGAUGAUUUCAUUGAGAAGCAGCUACUCGCGGGCAAUAUCCCUAGCCGCCAGUUCAGUAUCGCCCUAAUCUCCGUUACUGUCUGUAUUCCUGGUGCUGAUCACUGGCGUGACAGCUCAUCCUACAGUGGGCAGGGCCUACACAGUGCUGGCAGCCUCCAUAGCAUACACGAACAGAGUGGAAAAAAUCAUCAACAAAUCGCCUGUGUGCUGCAUGUGGAACGACUUGAGUUGGAGACGACCACGCCCAUGUACCCGACAGAGCUUGCCAAGCUGACCAUGGCGAACGCUGGUCUCCCUGCCGGCAAGAACAUGAUGCACCAUGCAUACAACAACACUGUUAUCAAGGUGUUAGGUGCUGAGCUAGGACUGUCCCAGAUCACCAGUGAUUCGCUUGACCAGCCCGUGAUCAACAUAAUGCCGUCUGUGAGUCUGAUCGCAUCUUAUCAUGACUGCAUACUCCCAGAAUCAUGGGAGCACGAAGGGCUGACAAGAAAUGAAGUUCAACUCGAGUUACCGAGUCUCACUGUGGGCUUCACAAAGCCUGAAUUUAUCCUGAUGGCGAACAUUAUGACUUCAUGGAUUGUGACGCUCUCUGGAUCACUCAAUGAGUCGCCUGACAAGUGGAACAAAGUACCACAGGGGCUUUUGGAUGUCGUGUUUGAACCAGAAAGUCCAGCUCUGACCAAACUAGAGGUGUUUGUCGACAACACAGAGUUGCAGUACUGUGACACAGCCGCUGUCAUGUCCGUCAGCGGGUCCGUGGGCUCACUCCAUGUGUCUAUACAGCCAAUAGCAAAGUCUAGAGAAUCACGCACCCCCCUUCUCCAAGGACCCAUAGACACUUCCCUGGUAUACACAGGUAACAUGUUCAGGGGGGGUGAGGGUUACCAAGUGGAUCCGGUGGAGGCUAUAGGUCCUGUGAUGAGCCUGACCAUGCAGGUGCUUCAGACACCGAAUGAUGGAGAUAGUACACCUGCUUCCUACACCAGUAAUGUGAUGUUACUCCACAUCAAGGGCGUGGCCAUAUGCCUCGACCCCAUGCUGUAUGCCUGGCUGGGGCACAGCCCCCCUUCAACCCCCUCGUCCUCUUGCUCAAAUGCCCGUGAUAGAGACACCCGAGCACAAAGGCAUCAGACGUUAAGAAGGACUUCGUCGAUAGGUACACCAAGAAAGAAAACCUUUGCCAGAGGUCACAGUUCGGUUGCUUCACCUAUCAGAGAUAAAAAGACUCGCCGAGAGAGGUCUGGCACUAGACCGAGUCCCGGUGAAAGGACUGGGGAGAGUAGUGUGAAGACUGGAGAGAGUCGGACAUUUGAAGCCUGGCUUUACGACAAGCUGUCAAUCAUCACGUCAUUUUCACUACAGGUUGACAUUCGGAGUGUUAUUGCUUUCGCUCCUGAGGCCAGCCUGCCGUACCUGUCUGGAACUCAAACGAUCACACACAACCUCUAUAACCUGGCCCACAAUGGCAAAAACAACCUUCUUCCCACCACGCUAGUCACGUGUCUACCCUGUGUGCAACUCAACAGCGCAGGGCACACCCACAUCCCGGUGCGCCAAAAACUACCCCUACACCUCCCCAGAGAGCCAGGGAAAGACGGUAGCUCCACCCUUCCUUGGACGCUCAAAGCGGACAACUUAGCAGUGUACUCUGUCCAUCGCUCCUCCUCUGGGUUACCUGUGGUGCAUAGCGUCUUAGCGCCUGUGGGUUCUACGGCGGUACUAGCGUCAGCAAAGUCUUCAUCCGGGACUUAUAGCCUGGGACACCCCCACCCUCCCCUUGCUGGGCUACAUGGUGCGAGGACGUCGAGGCCUGAGGACCACAGGUUUCCCACCCUUGGUUUUUGCGUGCACACGGACUUCACCCCUGUUGUAGUGGAAUGUUCAAGGAAACAGAUCGUACUUCUUUCGAAUCUUCUUGAACCCCUGCUUUACACCAUAGUCUCCCAGUUGCCCGUCGGUGACGUCACUUCCGCUCCCAGCAUGCCCUCCGCACCUGCCAAGGUCUUGACACGGACUUUGUCCCAGGCUUCCUCGUCUGCACUGGAUCAGGCAGACCAGGAGAGUCUUCAUUCUGGCAGCGAGUCUUCAGCUUCCUAUACCCAGGUUCCUGCGCAAGCUCGCGACGUCAAGGUGUCGCUAUGGUUACAAUGGACACUGCCUCGAUGCGUGGCUCAUCUGUACGGGAUGUCUGCGCACUCGCCAACGUGUGUAACCGCUGACCUCGAGGACCUUACCGCGUUCAUCGAUUACCAAGAGACUCAGUUGCAAAUGCAAUACAAAGUGGGAGCAUUUAACGUCACGCACUCUCAACAGAGAGAUGGUUCCUGGAGCCCUGGGCCUUUUAGUGGCAUCAUUUUUUCCUGCAAAGACAUUCUUUCUCGUAAAUCUCCAUUCAACGCGUCCUCGCGCAUUUCGACCAGCGGUUUGAACCCUGAAAACUCGCCCCAUGGCCCUCACGGCUUUCUGACAGUCAAUUACAAGCGAUCAAGUCUUCAUUUGAAGCGACAGCGCUCCGUGAACGAGGGGUCUGGUACUGAGCGCGUGACAGAGAGCUGUUGUAAGCAGCAGCAUGAAGUACGGGUCAGCGUACAGCCGUUUGAUGUGGUUUUAUAUAUCCCGGCAAUCAUUGCAGCCGUCGAUAUCUUUGAUUUGAGUGUUUGGGACAAGUUUGGUUUUCUCAGUCGACAGGAUUCAGGAGUGGCCGCCAAAAACUACGAGCAUUUGAAAAGCCAGAGUAAUAGAGACCCAGAUGAUGGGACCACCUACUCCGCCAACCUUCUGCCCCUCCUCUUCAUCAACAUGCGGGACCUGCGAAUCUUCCUGCCCACGUCACCGGGACCUCCUGCUACCGACCACACCCAUCAACCCCCUGCACCCUCUCAUAUGGAUGACCACACCCAUCCAACCUCUGUACCCUCUCAUAUGGAUGGCUACACCCAGACACCGGAUGUACCCUCUCAUAUGGAUGGCUACACCCAGACACCGGAUAUACCCUCUCAUAUGGAUGACCACACCCAGACACCGGAUAUACCCUCUCAUAUGGAUGACCACACCCAGACACCGGAUAUACCCUCUCAUAUGGAUGACCACACCCAAACAUCGGAUGUACCUACCUACAGGGACGACUUGGUAGUCGUCCACCUCUCGUCCAUCAACUCCUCUCCACACCCUGACAACCCCAACAGUCGCCUGGUUUUGCACAGAGAUCUACACGAGCGCUUCUGCCGGUUUGGCCGUAGUAGCCGCCAUGCUCUUGGGUAUGACCUGCAUGAGGUUCAGUACCAAGUGGAGGUGACGGGUCUAGGGGUGUGGUCGGGACGGUGGGAAGAGUUGUGUGGCAAGCUGUGUGCGGAAGGAGAGAGAAAAGGAACCGGUGGAAGUCUGAUGGAGCAGAACCCGGCAUUGGAGUGGAACACGCAGUUGUGGCGCUCUACCCAAGAGAUCUACAUCUCGCCCCUUGUGUCAGCAUUCGACCUGAGAUUUAUUCUCGCGCCCGCGGUAUCGAUGGACAUAACCGUCGCCACGGAUACGGGCCAACAGUUGUGUGAGAGCGUGCCAGUGUGCGGAUGGGCAUUGGAGUGUAACGUCACUACAGACGUGGAAUGCUUUCUCCGCAAAAGCCAGAUUCAACUUUUGCAAGCGCUUGUCUGGAGCAAUCUUCAAGCGAUAUCAUCCUGUAGUCUCAUGAAGACGGUCACGUCUACUGGAAAAUUGAUACCAAGGGAACCACACUCGCAGAACUCUGGAAAGGUGAUUCAACACGACGAGAAACCGGACAGUGGGUUUCGACCGGACAGUGGGAUAGGAAGCGGCUUGACUCACACAACGAAGAAAAAAGACGAAAGAGUGCUUAUCCAAGGUCUUAGAAAGUUUCCAGGAAACGCUGACGGUUUCAUGGAACAUGAUAAGAUACCGUGGGAAGUGUUUGUUGCUGCAAGAAGGCUGACGAUAAGAGCGUACCACCAAGGCACCCGAACGAGGCGACCGAGUCUUCGCAGUAGCUCUCUGUUAACUAAGUCUGACGCGCCAGGUCGGAUGGUUACGUCAUUGAUUCGACCAGUAUUUCAGCUCGAGAUGGUACAUCCAGCGGUCACCCUCAAUACGCAAGCGCGGGAGCCCCAUGUAAGGUUGCUGUGUUACGAUGCUGGAUUAAAGGGAGCGGUGAAUAAACAAGGGUGGAUAUCACGUGACCUCCCCGAGUCGUCGGACUACCCAGUUGAUUGGUUUGUUACACGUCUUGGGGAUCCUGAUCCCCUCGGUGUACUUCCUUCGUUACUGACCAUAAACAUCAAACGAACGAGCACUGGGGCAGCUGACAUUUGCGUCGACCUCGGCCGUCCCGCCAUCGUGUCAAUCAAUCUGGGCAUCAUCGAUGCGCUGUCGCAAUUCAUGUCUGGAUUAAUCAUUCCAUCUAGUCAUCAACCCAGUCCCUCUCCGCCUCGCCCAGGCACAGCUAACCCGGUAUCCAGACUGGCGUCGAUGUCCAAUAUUUCUCUGACAACUCGAGAGGUCACCCUUGAAGUGUCAGCUGUUUCUCACCUUGAUGAGCCUAGUAUUACUGUGUCGGCAGCUAGUGCGAGAAUCGGAACCCAAUUCAGAGACUCUUUGCGCAAAGUUGACGCCAAUGUUACGAUGGAAGGCCUCCUGAUGUCUUGUAUGCUGCAACAGAAGUGUUUCUACCUCAUCAAGCCGUUUGCGUUUGAUGGCGACUUGGAAAUGACAUUCUCCCCUCAUAGCCUCUCUGACGCUUUCCCAAGUCUUCCACAGGUCUGCACGAGGCUAAAUAUCGCCUUAGUACAAGUGGAUAUCGGACAGGAGCAUGUCCGGUGUCUGUCCCUGUUGUCCGACCUCAUCCAACAGCAUGUUAACGAUGAUCCCAGUUCAAUGGAAGGAAAGACGGACAUCAGCGAAAGUAAGACAUACACCAUGGAAGACGAAUUCGAGUCUAAAGAAGGUAAUACAGAUAUAAAGGAAAGAAGUACAGCAGCCAAAGAAAAAGGUACAGAAACCAAAGGGAGCGAAGCAGUCUCCAUGGUAAGCGAUCCUGAUUACAAGAGAAACGACACAUUUACCUUGGGAUCAGUUUCAAAGAACAAUGAAAGUCAGCGAGAUACCAAGGGAAAAGAGUCAGAUACCAAGGGAAACAAGACAGGCGCUAAGGGGAGAGAAGCAGUUAUCAAGAAUAGAGAUACGUAUAUCAAUGGAACAGAGACGGACACCAAGGAAAACGAAUGGAGAACGCUACCCGGGAUGGAUGCCAAUGACAUUGGGACAUACGUGGGGUACUGCCCAAAUGGACGCAAAAUAGGAGGAUCAGAAGAUAGAGUACGACGGCAGCAAAGAGCCGGUGACUCUGCGAGAAGGAGCUUUGAUGAUCUAAGAACUGGACCCUUCACUUACUUAUCCGAACAAGGCAACCCGAGCAAGCAUCCCGAACCAUUUGAGAUCAUGUUCACUAGUGACUCACGUGAUAGACCCCCCACGAUGGUCUGGCGUUACCGUGAGCCGCGAGCAUUGUCAGCGGUCGAGGUGCUGCCGCUGCCUUUUACGUCCCCGGUGUUGGUCAAUACACUUAACAUGGGUGAUGAAGUACAGGUUCCAUGUGUGUUGAGCUACUGGGACAACCUUCAGAAGUCAUACAUUAUUUACAAGGAGUUCUACAUCUCGGAAAGUCGUGCAUGUCGUAUAGCACUUCCGGAUCCCCUGACCGCUGACCCGGCCACAGUCGUAAUUGCGGAAGAGUGGCAGAUGAUUGUAGAUGCAAGCGUGGAUAUCGACUACCCUGAUGAUAACAGUGUCGGUGCUGAAACGGGCUCCGCUUACAGCAGUCCGUAUCGCGGGCUCAUCAGCCCUACGUCACUUGCCGCGUCGGCCAAGGUCAACUCUGUGUUCACCUCGGCGCUUAUUCCCGCUGUCUCGGCCCAGAUCUCUAUCGGUGUCCUGGAGCUGAAGCUUGUUAACCACACAAAUACUGAGAAGCAAGAUCUGCCAUCUUACCUAGACGACUACAAGCUGUACCCAUCCCUCCCCCCAGAGCAAGAGUUUCUACUGCUCACUGUGGAAGGUCUGAGUGGCGUCAGUAAGCACUUAGGGGGCGUAGGAGCGGUCACAUUGGCACAGUUCGAGUGGAAUUGUCACUGUGAUUUGAUUGACUUUGGGGACUUGACAUACAGGCGCUUUCUCAGUCCAUGUGACGUCAGAUCCACUAGUGCACUGUAUCAUGGAAAUUUGAAAUGCCCCAGUUUCUGCGCCGACGUUCAGUCCGAGCGGCGCUCACUGUGGUUGGAGUCUGGUGUCGAGAUUAGUAGCGCACUGGUUCACGUCAGUCAAAGCACUGUGCACACGGCAGCACUAGCCGCGGAAGCCUGGGGCCAAGAGAAAGAAGUCAGCUUAUUCAGCCAUUACGUCAUUUGCAAUGAGACGCAACAGGCGCUACGCCUUGGACAGGUGGAUACGGACGAGUCUCUUAUUCUCCCCAGUCGCCACGCGCUCUCUUACUGUUGGCGAUCACCACGCUCUGCAAGACUAGAGCCCAGGCUACAUGUGUGUAUUGAGGCUGAGGGAAACUGGCGCUGGUCGGAGCCGUUCGAUAUCGAUGGCGUGGGAGUAUGCGCGCGCACCAUUAAUCACAGGCUUCACAGCGCCACUCUAUUCAUUGACGUGAGACCACUAUCGGGAGUCCAGAAACAGGUCAUCAUUCGUGGAACAUUGCAGAUCUCUAGCAAGCUGUCAAUCAACGUCGAUCUGCAGAUCCUCCGACACCCAUCAAUCACGGACUCCAUUAACAGUAAACCCACCCAACAGGUGUGUGAUAGCUUCUCCUUGACUCCACACACUACCCUACCCUCGUACGUCGUGUCGCACGCCGGUUUGGCGGGCAUGCGCGUUAGGAUCCCUAACUGUACCACGUGGUCUGAGAUACUACCGCUGGACCAAAUGGAGCGUGACGGCGGGAGCAAAUCGCAGCAUCUGGUCGUCCAGCUCCUUGGUGUGAAGGAUUUCGAGACUUACUGCAUGUGGUACCACGUGACUAUGACCCCCUACGAACAACUGCAGAUCACGCUUUCGCCCCUGUUUGUCAUGCGAAGUCAUCUUCCCGAACCAGUCCUCAUGAAUGUGCUGACGGUCAACACAAGCGUGACGUCAUCUUUGCCUGUGACAGGCCAAGGGAAGGAGCAGGAAAUUUUGAAUUUGCCGCCAAAUUGUUGGCACCACCUGACAUUCCAGUUUGCUAGUGGCGGGAGAAGCUCCAGCCCCGCGGUCCCUCUCAACUCGACCUUGAUCGACCUUGCUAACAAGGUCAACCCCGAGACAUGUGACGAUGCCGUGAAACCACUGGACAGUGUUUGGCCGUACUGCAGAAAGAAUUUCAGCGAACGACGAAUUCAAGAUGACGUCAUGCCGUCGCCAAAAGGCACGACCCAGCCUCCACUUGUGCGCUACGUGACGUCACCGAGGCGAGCCAGUGAUCACGUGGCUCCAGAGUCUCGAAUCACUGGGCCUGGCCGAGUCUCCCCUGAUAUAACACCACAGGAGAUCCAAAUACCUGAUGUCCAGCUGCAGUGCAGAGUGGUGAAGAAAUGGGAGGAUUUGAGUACGCUGUUGAUCGACAUUAUUCCGUGGUGUCUGCUGGUCAACAAUACCGUGGACACAGUGUCCAUCCGGGACUGUGAAACUGGAGUGGUGAUCGAGCUGCCGGCAAGUCAGACUGUAGCACCACACAAAUUCCAGGGCAAGGUUCAGUUUGGUGUUACGUUUCCUGGAACUUCGUCUAAAAGCUGGUCCAGAACGAUGGACUUUCCUCACAAGCAGCAGGACAAGCCUGCAUCACGUGGUCAACAAGACUCUACCACCACCCCGGAUCACGUGACCGUCUCUGUAGCUCAGGUGACCUCUACUGGCCAACCAGUCGCAGCACUGUGGUUGAUGACGUCACGAACGUGUUAUGGUGUCCUCGUGGUAUCAUUGGAAGAGCAAUAUUGCGUCAUCAACCAGACAUGUCAGGAGUUAAGGGUCUACUCUGUGCUUACCGCCGGUGGUACAAAGGUAUCUACCGAGCAGUUUACCAGUGAACGUGCCAUGACCAUACAAGAUGCCUGCGACGUUUCGGUGCCCAUUCGUUGCUGGGACGUUGCCGCUACCUCUGCACUGGUACUGGACGAAGGUGGCAACGCCCAACUCGGUGAAGCCUCCCCUCUCUUAUGCCUUUCCCUAGACCAAAGCAAACAAUCCAAACAGACGCGUCAGACCGGAAACAAUGAAGCUGGAGUGCACUCAAGGGAAGAUGAAGACCUUUUCUCUAGCGGGCUAGAACCUGGUCAUACUGUACACAAACUAGACAAGCAAGUUGAAGAUCACACGAACUCUAAGCCGGGGCUAGAUGAGAGGUGUUCUAAGGAUGUGGAGUCGGUGCCGGCUGCUACAUCGGAUAUAUCUCAUCAAGGUGACCCUGUAUGGUCGUGCCCUGUUUUUGUUAGUUCUGGUACUAAACGAUCCAUGGUGGGAGCCACCCUGUCGCGCGACAAGACCACUCUACCGCUAGUCCUUACCACCCAGACUUGUGGCGGUAUCGUCCACAUCAUCGUCGCAGUUGAUCAUUCCCCCAGGUUCAUCCUCUACAAUGACUGCCCUUUUACUCUUCAAUUUGGGCAGGCUACACCUCCGCAGAGUCCCUCCUACCGUAAGGGCUCGCCUGAGAAGAUCGUAGUCAUGGAGCAGAUGGACCCUAUGUAUGUGGUCCCUGAAAUAGGGGCCUUCAGCAGCAUGCACUACGAGUUCCCUGUGGUCCGUGAAUGGUUCAAGACGUCGAGUGAGGUGCAGAAGUUCCCCGAUGUUCAUAUCCAGGGCCUUUACAACGUCACAGUCUCUGAGAUUUUAGAGGGUCCCGAGGCUGCGGUGCAACCCGGAUUAACGACUGAAGUUCCCCAGGGAUGGUCCCACGGGUUCGAUAUCAACAUACCGGGAAGGUUCCCUGUUAACUUGCCGGGAAGAGGUAGGGUGACAGUUACUGUAAAUAAGUCGAGGCUUAGCACGGUUGUCCGGAUAACACCCUACAAUGACGAACAUGAAUACGACUCCCUAGCACCCGUGCCAUCAUUCACUACUUUCGACGUUGAGGUCGUUGUCACACAGCUUGGUUUUUGCUUGAUUGAUGAAGUCACUCAUUUGAGGAGGCCGUACGAGGUUGUUAGGGCCACAGUGGACGGAUUAACACUGAAGCACUCGCUCAUUCCAAAGAAAAGCUCAGACUCAGCUCUUCCAGAAUUCUCUAUGAGUAUUGCGGGACUCCAGUUGGACAAUCAGCUUGAGGACGACCUUUACGAGUUUGCUGUGAUCGUCCUCCCGACCGUUACCCUCGAAGGAGAUCACGGCUCUGCGCCUAAACGUUCGCCCAAGGAAGCAGGACUUUUGAAGCCUGUUUUUAAGCUGAUUGCUCGUUAUGAACCAGGCUGUGAAGGAUCAAGCGCCUUUCUGGAAUCUGUUGAUUUGGCUCUGGAGCCCCUAACGGUGUACAUUGAAGAUACUUUCAUCUAUCGCCUUGUAACCAUCGCUGAAACCUUCCUACCGCCAGUAAGAAAACUCGAUGAAUUGACCUCUGUAAAUGACAUCCUUAUUUUGGCUCAGCCCUCGCUUAACCCCACUAUGGUUGGCUUACUACGUAUUCAUCCAAUCACCAUUCAUCUCACACUCCAUGCGUCAAUCAAGCUUUUUAUUGCCAUGGACGACACGCCGCUUUACUUCGGUGAACUCCAACUCUCCCCGGUUUACACCCAAAGUUCUGCGCUCGCGCAAAAGAUCUUCUACCACUAUCUGUCAGCAGCGGUGUUCAAGGUCGGCUGGGUUCUCGGGUCUCUAGAGCUACUAGGAAGUCCUGCUGGCCUUAUCAGGAACUUUACUCAGGGUCUCUCGGACUUCUUCUAUCUCCCAUACGAUGGGCUUACCCGAGGGCCAGGCGCUUUUGUGUCGGGAAUGUCUCGGGGAUUGUCGUCUUUCGUUCGGCAUUUCUCGGCGGGUGCGCUGACGUCCGUGACGAACCUGGCGACAAGUAUUUCUCGGAAUCUGGAUCGUUUGUGCAUGGACGAGCAGCACAGCAGACUCCUGGAAGAGCAUCGGUGCCACAGGCCAACUCGGCUUGUCACAGGUCUCACUCAAGGCCUAAGCGGAUUUGGUCUCAGUCUUCUCGGUGCAAUAGCAGGCGUGGUUGACCAGCCCAUUCAGGGUAUCCAAAGAGCCAGCGAUAUGAGGUCAGCGGCCAGUGGCGUGAUAGCUGGCGUCGGAAAGGGACUUCUGGGAGUCGUCACCAAGCCCCUUGGGGGCGCUAUGGAGCUGGUAUCUCAGACGGGCCAGGGAAUACUCCAGGGGUCUGGGCUGAGCUGGCUGCCUACUCGUAGGCACCGUGUUGGAGAGAGCCUGGUAACGAACGUUAGGAACAGCCAUUUGAAAUUUGUGUGGAAAGUACUACAUUUCCAGUCAGAGCCUAGCCUGCUUCUUUGCCUAGACGCCACCAUUGUGACGUCACCAUCCGGGCAUGGCUACAGUGGGUCGAUACUGCUGACCCCAAACACCGUCUACAUCGUCAGUACCGAGUCAGACACGAUCGAACAGUCGCUGAACAUCCGGGACACUGAGAUACGCGCCGAUGAGCGCGACAACAAGACCGUUGUCAUAACAACUCAGCAAGCGGGUUUUAGCGACGAUGAUGUCAGCGAAGUCCCGGAUGCAGGGGACCCCGAGCGGCUGAAGCAGUUUCUACGCGACGCGCAGAACUUCGCGCGUGCUACGGCGGGGAUUGCCGCUGACAGCCCGGAUGCGAUGUAUUGCAGUCGCUUUGUUGCAGUUGUAGAUCCACUCCUGCGUCAGAUAGUUAUAUCUCAGUUUAAAGUUGCCAAAGCUAGGUGCAUUGCCGAAACGCAAUUAUAAUUCUAUCCGCACAGAGUAUGUGAAACUUAAGGCUAAGUUCAAAAAUCGUAUUAUCCAUGAGGCGUGUACAAUGCAAAUUAAUGAAAAUGAACAAGGUGCAUUGUUUUAUCUUCAUUUGCAUGCAUUUGCAUUGCAUACGGCUCAAAAAUACUACGUUUGUACAUGGCCUUAGACGUGAAAUCUACAUCAAUGUACAGCCUAAACAACACAAUGUGGAAAUGUCAGUCUAUAUAUUUUUUUUUUUCCUAUUUGUUUACUAUUCUGUGCCAUAUUGAGCACAGAAAUGAUUAAAUGUGACUUGGAUCAAAGAAUGCGCCGGUGAAUUAUAGAAAAUAACCUCGAA